Malania oleifera is the source of this 1206-nucleotide messenger RNA. RefSeq names its product GDT1-like protein 4. The transcript has 13 exons. Lineage: Eukaryota; Viridiplantae; Streptophyta; Magnoliopsida; Santalales; Ximeniaceae. The record is from RefSeq and is a predicted model, not a curated record. Gene Ontology annotation, molecular function: calcium ion transmembrane transporter activity; manganese ion transmembrane transporter activity. Bases 260 to 952 code for a protein of 230 amino acids. Gene Ontology annotation, cellular component: Golgi apparatus. Gene Ontology annotation, biological process: Golgi calcium ion transport; calcium ion transmembrane transport; manganese ion transmembrane transport.
AUUCUGGCGAGAAGCUCAUUGUGCCCAAAGCCAAUCAAAACUCUCCGCCUGGACCAAAAGACAUCCAAACUAAAGCUCCUUUCUUCCCCCGCAUGUCGCCUGUAGGCUCUAGCCUCUAAUCGCUGCAAAUAAUAUACAAAUACCGACCCACCUUCCCUGACGGUCAACGAACGAAUACAGCUUCUCCUUGGAGCUCGUUCGUCCCAGUUCUCGUCUCUCUGCACUCCACCAAUUAGGAUUUCUCUGCAACUGAGCAACCAUGAGUUUCUCAGUUGCACAGGGUUUUACCAAGUCCAUCGCCAUGACUGUAGUUUCGGAGAUCGGCGACAAGACGUUCGUCGCUGCUGCGAUCUUGGCAAUGCGUCAUCCAAGGAGGCUUGUCUUGUCAGGUUGCCUGGCUGCUUUGAUUGUGAUGACCAUUCUCUCUGUAGUUGUUGGUUGGGCUGCUCCAAAUCUAAUCUCUCAUAAGUGGGCUCAUCACAUAACAACCAUUUUAUUCUUUGUAUUUGGGUUCUGGUCUCUAUGGGAUGGGUUCAAUGAAAAAGGGGAGGCUGAGGAAUUGGCUGAAGUUGAAGCUAAAUUGGAUGCUGAUUGGAAGGCUAAUACAGGAUCAACAAAAGAUGCUAGCAAGGAUGAUGAUGAAUUGAAAAAGCAGAGACAGCCAGUACUUGCACGGUUCUUCUCACCUAUCUUUUUAAAGGCCUUUUCUAUUACCUUUUUCGGUGAAUGGGGUGACAAAAGCCAGCUAGCUACCAUUGGUUUAGCUGCAGAUGAGAAUCCAUUCGGUGUUGUUCUAGGUGGAAUCAUAGGACAAGCAUUGUGUACUUCCGCUGCUGUUGUGGGAGGAAAGAGCUUUGCAUCACAGAUAUCUGAGAAAAUAGUUGCGCUCUCUGGUGGAGUUCUUUUCAUUGUUUUUGGAAUUCAAUCCUUUCUUUCAACAGUUGAUUCAUGAUGGCUACUAACCUGCUAAGUGAACAAAGCUGGUUUGGCAUUUUGAAGAGCAGAUGCAAUUUGGCAUGGCUAGAGUGAGACUGUCAUUCUUGAAGCCGAAGCAGUAUAAUAGUUUCACUGAGCCUAAGUACUGGCGAGAUUGAUGUUAUAUUUUUUAAUUUGGUGGUUAAUGAAUUGUUGCAUUUGCUUGUUUCUUGACGUGCUAAAAGCUGUAAACUUCUGCUGGAUAAAUGUAUUUUGAUAUGUGUUGGAGUA